AUGUGGCAAGGAGAAUAUAGCAGGCAGAAUGAAACAAUUCCAAUCAGCAAGGAUGUCGAAAAGACUGCCGGAAAAAACGAUACUGUUGAAACGAAAAGUCAUACCUCACUGAAAAGGUUUCAAGAGACUCUGGCGAAACUGAUCUCAGCCAGUCCUAUCGAAGAUCGAGGAGUUAUGCCGGUAUCGUUGGAAGAUCGAACAGCUACCAACUAUAGCAGCUACUUUUCGAUAUGGGCAUGCAUGAAUAUAAAUCUCUUACCUAUCACAUUUGGUAUGCUAGGUCCAACUUAUGGAUUAAGUUUAAGAGAUUGUUCUCUGGUUAUCCUCUUCUUCUGCAUCUUAACCGCUGCCAUACCGGCCUACCUUGGUACUCUCGGCCCUAAGACCGGAUUACGCCAGAUGAUACAGGCUCGCUUCUCCUUUGGAAGAUAUUUAGUUUCGGUACCGGUCAUCUUAAACUUGGCUACUCUCACAGGCUUCUGCGUCGUCACUUGCGUCAUUGGGGGUCAAUGCUUAUCUGCUGUAGCUGGCGGUUCUCUGACUCCUGCAGUUGGCAUUGUUAUCAUGGGUGUUAUGGCGUUGCUCAUUUCUUUUUGCGGAUACGACGUUUUACAUCAAUAUGAACGCUUCGCCUGGAUUCCGGCUUUGGUAGCUAUUAUCAUCACUACAGGUUGCGGAGGGUCGGGCCUCGGUCAGCAAGCACCAGCAGAGCCUGCGACAGCCGGUGGUGUCCUUAGCUUCGGGAUGAUCAUAGCGUCGUAUAUGAUACCGUAUGCUUGUCUCUCAUCUGAUUUUACGACAUAUUUAAAUCCAAAGUUCUCUUCCGUGAGACUCUUCUUAUACGGUUAUGCAGGUCUCAUAUUCCCGUCGGUGUUACUGAUGAUUCUAGGUGCCUCUAUCGGCGGCGCUAUAAAUAGCAUUCCCGAGUGGGAAGCGGGAUACGAGUCGACGCAAGUUGGCGGCGUAUUAGCAGCUAUGCUGUCACGAGCUGGCGGCUUCGGGAAAUUCGUCGUAGUCGUACUUUCGCUAACUCUACUUGGGAACAUCGCCGCGACGAUGUACUCGAUUACUCUCAACUUCCAAAUAUUGAUUCCACAGCUUGUCGUGGUGCCGCGGUAUAUGUUUUCGAUCGUAGUCACGGCCAUCGUUAUACCGGUUAGUAUCAGAGCAGCGGUGGAAUUCUUCGCCAGCCUUGAGAACUUUGUCGCACUCAUCGGGUAUUGGUCUGCGGCAUUUGUGGCGGUGGUGAUUGUAGAACAUAAUGUUUUUAGGGGUGGUAAAUACGACACGUAUGAUCACGAUAGUUGGAACGUGGCGUCUCGCUUACCAUGGGGAAUCGCUGCUUUGGCGGCAAGUGCUCUAAGCUUUGCGUUGGUGAUCCCUAGCAUGUCGCAAGUGUGGUUUGAGGGACCAAUUGCGAAAAAGUCUGGCGAUAUUGGAUUCGAGAUGGCUUUUGCUGUAACAGCGAUUCUCUACCUCCCUCUCCGAUAUCUAGAGAAAAAGCUAAGCGGACGAUAG
This is a messenger RNA of Daldinia childiae, 1518 nucleotides long. Its product is annotated as Purine-cytosine permease fcyB. Gene Ontology annotation, cellular component: plasma membrane. Gene Ontology annotation, molecular function: transmembrane transporter activity. Lineage: Eukaryota; Fungi; Ascomycota; Sordariomycetes; Xylariales; Hypoxylaceae. The record is from RefSeq and is a predicted model, not a curated record. The transcript has 3 exons. Bases 1 to 1518 code for a protein of 505 amino acids. Gene Ontology annotation, biological process: transmembrane transport.